Messenger RNA from Sporothrix brasiliensis 5110, 2082 nucleotides. RefSeq lists its product as uncharacterized. The record is from RefSeq and is a predicted model, not a curated record. Bases 1 to 2082 code for a protein of 693 amino acids. Lineage: Eukaryota; Fungi; Ascomycota; Sordariomycetes; Ophiostomatales; Ophiostomataceae. The transcript has a single exon.
AUGCCUCGCAGACGCCAAAAUCGGAGGGGCAGCCAGCGCCGCCAGCGCAGCCAGCGCAACCAACCUGCGUCCGUACCUCCUCGGCCGGACGAAAACAUCCCGCCUUCCCAGGUCGACAAUCAAGGUUCCAGCCUGGGCCGCCGAUCUCCCAGCCAUCAAUCAAGUGCCGCGAUCGGACCCAACGCCAUACAAGCGGAGGCCGUCUUCGUCAAGACAGACAACCCCACCACAGGUUCGACGAUGGCCGGUCCAGCUGACGCUCCUACACUGACCCCGGCUCCGGCCCUGCAUGGCUUCACAGAGCCUCCCGAAGCUGAAAAACGCUACUAUUUUACCGGUUUGUCAGGCCGCCCCCGUCUCGUUGCUCGAACGAGUCGUACUCCAUAUAUCCACGACCACAUUUGGGAUGGUCCCCGCAAGAGUUUAGCCACCAUCGGCGAGCACACGCUGGUGAAAACAUGGUCCAACGAUAUACGCAGCGCAAUAAUCGCAGCGUUGGAGCAUGCCCACGUCGACUGGGACUAUUUCGUCCCGCUCCGCGUCGGAGAACAGCCCAGGAACAGCCCCGUCGUCCUGUUAGUUGGCCUGCGUGCCAGGACGGACCGCACGUGGCAGGAUGCAUUGCAGGCGGCGCUUCAAUGCCGGGCGAUCAUCCAAGACCAUGGAGUGCUCGAUGUUGAGGUUGAGAUGAUGCAAAGCUACAUUCAACCAAGAGCAUCCGAGGCGUCCCAUAACCUAGCCAGCUCGAUUCAGUGGAAGUACUCGCAAGGUAUUGGCCCGCGGUCCAGAGUGAACCUUUCUCUCGCUGGCAUCAACGCAAUCGUUCAGCCGCUGUUGCCAUACCCAGGUCACGCCAUCGAACAGGAAAACGAGAGAGAGAAAGAUGUGCAGCCGCAAAAGGGCACAAUGGGCCUAUUCUUCCGCUUAGUCGGCCCACCUGCAGAGUUGACUUCCUCCCAACCCCUCGAACCGGUCGUGUAUGGCCUUACGAGCCGACACGUGGCGAUUGGUCACCACCUACUUCCUCACCAAACUGUCAAACCCGAUGCGAAUCUGCCGCCAAUUCAAAUCCUGAGCAGCUGUCCUCAUCGUCUCUCGGACGCAUUCUCUCGCUUCAAUGACCUUCGGAUCCAAAUCAAGCAAGACUGCCGUGAAACCGAACAAGACGUCUCCGAUGACCCAACAAACGAACAUGCCGUCGAGCUGCUUAUGCUGCAACUAGAGGCGCCAAGAUACAUUGCCGACCUACGCGCCACGCUCAGCAACAUGGAUAUGCUCGAUGCCCAGCAGCGUCUCAUUGGCCCGGUGGCCUACUCGCCGUGCCACCACACGGGCAGCCAUGGACAGUGGGUCGAUUGGGCCCUUGUGAGGAUUGCCAAAGCUGGUGUUGAGAACAAGGUGUGUGUUCGCGAUCAACUGGCUUCGGCAAGCUUGGUAACAGUACAAGGCCUCCUGGAAUCCGCCCCUCAGUACAGUCAUGUCGAGUUCCACGAAAUCAAUGUCAAGGAGGGUCCUGACGACAAGGGGUUUCUGCGCCUUCAUGGCCGUGACAUACCUGCGCAGCCGCCAUUUGAUGCGAGUGGAACCGGGCGGACGUCGCACGUCGUGGGCAAGAUGGGGGCCAAGACGGGCCUCACAUUCGGCCUCACCAACGAGAUCGAAGCGGUCCGUCGCGUCCCAUUUGAAACACAGGUCGGUGGGCCUGUUGUUGCGUUCCAAUUGAUCGUGCUGGGCAUCGACGGCGGGGCGUUUUCGAGGCCAGGCGACUCGGGAUCCUGCGUGUUUGACACCACAGGCCGCGUCGUGGGCAUUGUUGAUGCAGGAGUCGGCUCGGCUAGUGCCACUCGCUAUUGGAGGAAGCAUAUGCGUGGCGGCGAUGGCGGCGAUGGCGAUGGGCAGACCAACCUUCCCGACGUCGACGCCGUGCCCGACCAGAGCAGACCACCGACGGGAUUCUCCACAUGGGGCCGGCAGUCGACUGAUGACAGCGCCCCCGAAAUUGACGUCACUUUUGUCACCCCCAUCCAGUGGGUGAUGGAUGACAUUCGGAAGUUGACGGGGAGCGAACCUGAGAUCAUCUAG